AUGACUCGCGCGAAACACCAACGUUAUACUCGUUCCAGUGGCUUGAAUCCAAAAGAGGAUCUUGAUAAGUUUCUAACCGAACACAUCAAUUACUUACAAAGGGAAAAAAAACGAGUUGAAAGGUUCUUCAAAGAAAAUAGAAUAAACGGCAAAAAUUUAGAAACAAAUUUGGGAGAACUAGAAGUAAUCAUUAAAGAAAGAGAUGAUUAUUUGAAAAAACUUGAAAAAAGCAUUGAAGAAAGAAAUGAAUUUAAGAAGAGUAUAGACAAAUAUAAAAUUACACAAAAAAUCGCGAUUGAAUUGAUAAAUAAACUAACAAUAGAAAAGAAUGAAUAUAAAGAACAAAUCACUAGACUAAGCGAUCAAAACCAACAAUACCAACAAGAAAUCACUACACUCGAAACUAUGAGAAGCUGGAGCGGAAUUACGAUUGCCAGGCAAAAUUUACGAAUAAGACAUUUAGAAGAUUAUGUAGAAAGUUUCAGUUCGUUAGGAAGAGAAAGAAUGCCGAGAAUCCAGCAAGAAAGAAUGCCGAGAAUCCAACAAGAAAGAAUGCAACAAGAAAUCAAUAGACUUCGCGAAGAAACCCAUUUUCUAAGUCAGGUCGUGGGAGGAAGAAUGAUAGCAGGAGCCAUCAAUGAACUUCGUGAUGACAACCAAUGUCUUGAUCAGGAGAACCAACUCCUUAAUCAGGAUCUUGAAAUAGUGAGAAGGCUUGGCGACAAUCAGAUUGCUAGUCAAAAUGGUCAAAUAAGAAAUUUGCGGGAACAAGUAGAACAAUAUAGUGCGCAACUAAGAGAAAGAGGAAUUCCUACAAUACCGAUGUUAAUGAGAGAAGAUGCUUUCCUUCACGGAGAUGAUGCUUCCAUUCUCGAAGGAGAAGAUAUGGAUAUUAAUUAA
Messenger RNA from Racocetra fulgida, 900 nucleotides. The record is from the annotation of a GenBank genome assembly. Lineage: Eukaryota; Fungi; Glomeromycota; Glomeromycetes; Diversisporales; Gigasporaceae.